Molecule: messenger RNA, 963 nt
Organism: Maniola jurtina (meadow brown)
Lineage: Eukaryota; Metazoa; Arthropoda; Insecta; Lepidoptera; Nymphalidae
Gene: Nelf-E
Product: negative elongation factor E
Exons: 4
Coding region: 159-944 (261 amino acids)
Biological process (GO): negative regulation of transcription elongation by RNA polymerase II
Cellular component (GO): NELF complex
Source: RefSeq, a predicted model, not a curated record
AGCAUAUACAUAAUACAACAUAAAAAAAUAAAAAGUGACCUUCUGAAAACAGAAAAACCUGCGAGAAAAACAUAGAAUUGGAAGUGAUUUUGUUUGUAAACUAAACUUUCACUGAAUUAUAAUAAUUAACCUACCUAUUUAUUUAAUAAAGCAGAGAAAUGGUUUACCUCCAUUUUCCAUCAAAUUUAACUGAGGAAGAAUUAAUGCUCCAGGCAAAAUAUCAAAAAUUAAAGAAGAAAAAGAAAGCUCUUCAAGCCUUAAAAGCACCUAAACAAGAACCAGAAAAACCAAUUUUACCGAAGCGCCCCACUGAGGCAAGGGAUGCUCGUGAAAUAGCUCGGAAACUUAUAAAGAGUGGUGCCAUACAAGCUAUAAAAAGUCCUCCUCCUCAACCACAAAAUGCUACUUUUAAACGACCAAGAGCUGGAAGGGAAAGAAAGCUUAGUGGAUCAACAGGAGCCACAGGAGGUGUUGCAUCAUAUCAACCCUUUAGUGCCUCUCAGGAACCUCCACCGCCAGAAGAUAAAUCUGCACCACGAGUUAAAUAUUUAUAUGAUUCAUUUGUAACAGCAAGAGAAAAAGAGGAAAAAGGUGUACGCAGUGGAAACGAAGUUGUGCAUGCUAGUGGCAAAGGCACUUUCUUGCAAGUACUAGGAGCAAGGAUCACUGAAGAAAUCAUGAGAAGCCGUCUGGCAUCAUUUGAACCAUUUACUUUUACACAAGAACCAGAGGAGGAUAAGGUCUACUUGGCAUUUGAGAGUGCAGAUAUGGCAACACAUGCCCAUGCUGCUCUAGAUGGUUGUGAAGAAGGGUGGCGUGUUACAUUUGUGAGAAGACCUCCUCAAGCAGCAGGAUCUUGGACGCCAGCGGCAACACCGAGAAAUGCUCCGCCUCCCAAGGAUCCUAAGAGAACCCUUGUUGCUUAUGAUGACAUGUUUGAAUGAAAUUCAACUUUUUUCAUUA